GAAAUUAAUUGUAAAUUAACACCUCCCGGAGCACGGUGUUCCGACUUAGUUUGGCAAUUUUGGAAUUAAACUAAAACAGAAAAGGAAAGAAAAAAGAAAGGAAAAGAAAAAAAAGGAAGCCCCCGUCCCAAAAUUUCACCCACCCAAAACACACGCUCAUAACCGCACCGCAGCGCCCUAAGUCUUCGAACGUUUUAACCACAGCCGUCUCUCUCGCUCCCUCCUUCCCAAAACAAAGAAUUAUUAAGAGAGAAAGAAAAAGGAAACCUCACGCUCUGUCUUCUAGUCUCUAAUAUUUUGAACCCCUCCUGAUUAUCUAAUUUGAUAAUAAAAAUAAUUAAUAAAUAAGAGUUAUAUAUAAACAAAGUCUCUUCAAAGUCUUAUAUUACUCUCCCUCUCUCCCCUCUGCUUAUUUUUCAAGCAGUCUUUCUGCCCCAAAAGAAAAAAAAAAAAAAUUAAAUAAAUUAUAUACAUACAUAUAUAUUUACUCCUCUUUCUCUCUCUAAACUGUUUACACUUCUCUUUCAAUUUUUAUUUUUUCUUCUUUUUUACAUAAACCCUCGCUUCUUCCCUCCGCUCCUUCUCCCUCUAGAAAUUUCUAAUUUUUCUCUCUCUUAGGGUUUGGGUGUACUAUUAUUACACUGUUGCCUAGGGUUUUAUUAUUUACUAGUAGAAGAAGCUAGUGUGUGAGUUUUUCUAUUUCUAUUUUUAUUUUUGUUUUUUUUUUGAAUUUUUUUUUAAAUGGCGUCUUUAGCUAUGGCCGCCGAGAAGCUUAGGGAUUUAAGUCAGCCGAUUGAUGUUCCUUUACUCGAUGCCACUGUUGCUGCCUUCUAUGGCACCGGAUCUAAAGAAGAGAGAGCUGCUGCAGACCGGAUAUUGCAGGAGUUGCAAAGCAACCCAGAUAUGUGGAUGCAAGUUGUUCAUAUUUUACAAAAUACAAAGAAUUUAAACACCAAGUUCUUUGCUUUACAGGUCUUAGAAGGUGUUAUAAAGUAUAGAUGGAAUGCGCUGCCUGUUCAGCAACGAGAUGGAAUGAAAAAUUACAUUUCUGAAGUCAUUGUACAGCUUUCCAGUAAUGAAGCUUCCUUUCGACUGGAAAGGCUGUAUGUGAACAAGCUCAAUAUAAUUCUGGUCCAGAUAUUAAAACAUGAAUGGCCAGCUAGAUGGAGAAGCUUUAUUCCUGAUCUUGUUGCAGCAGCAAAAACUAGUGAAACUAUUUGUGAAAAUUGCAUGGCAAUAUUGAAACUUUUAAGUGAAGAAGUUUUUGAUUUCUCACGUGGGGAAAUGACUCAACAGAAGAUCAAAGAGCUUAAACAAUCACUAAACAGUGAAUUUCAACUCAUCCAUGAGUUAUGCUUAUAUGUACUAUCGGCCUCCCAAAGAACUGAGCUUAUUCGGGCUACACUUUCUACCUUGCAUGCAUUUCUUUCCUGGAUUCCUUUGGGCUAUAUAUUUGAAUCCCCACUGCUGGAAACACUCCUGAAAUUCUUUCCUAUGCCAUCAUAUAGAAAUCUUACCCUCCAGUGUCUGACAGAGGUUGCAGCUCUGAAUUUUGGAGAUUUCUACAAUAUGCAGUAUGUUAAGAUGUAUACUUUCUUCAUGGUCCAAUUACAGGCCAUUCUACCACCAACAACAAACAUUCCUGAGGCUUAUGCACAUGGAUCUAGUGAAGAACAGGCCUUUAUUCAGAACUUGUCAUUGUUCUUCACUUCAUUUUAUAAGUCUCAUAUUCGAGUUCUAGAGACUACACAAGAGAACAUAUCUGCAUUAUUGAUGGGUCUUGAAUAUUUGAUUAAUAUCUCAUAUGUUGAUGACACAGAGGUUUUUAAGGUUUGCUUGGACUAUUGGAACUCUUUGGUCUUGGAGCUCUUUGAGGCACAUCAUAAUUUGGAUAAUCCAGCAGUGACUGCAAACAUGAUGGGACUGCAGAUGCCUUUGCUUCAUGGUAUGGUAGAUGGCAUAGGUUCGCAAAUACUACAGCGAAGGCAGCUUUAUACUGGUCCCAUGUCAAAGUUGAGAAUGCUUAUGAUUUGUCGUAUGGCUAAACCUGAAGAGGUUCUUAUAGUUGAAGAUGAAAAUGGUAACAUCGUACGGGAAACCAUGAAGGACAAUGAUGUUCUAGUUCAAUACAAGAUCAUGAGGGAGACCUUGAUCUACUUAUCUCAUCUUGAUCAUGAAGACACUGAGAAACAGAUGCUAAAGAAAUUAAGUAAACAAUUAAGUGGCGAGGAUUGGAGUUGGAACAAUCUAAGCACUCUGUGCUGGGCAAUAGGAUCUAUAUCUGGUUCCAUGAUGGAAGAACAGGAAAAUAGAUUUCUGGUGAUGGUUAUUCGGGAUCUAUUGAAUUUGUGUGAAAUCACAAAGGGAAAAGAUAACAAAGCUGUUAUUGCAAGUAACAUUAUGUAUGUUGUUGGGCAGUAUCCACGGUUUCUCAGAGCCCAUUGGAAGUUCUUAAAAACUGUUGUCAAUAAGUUGUUCGAGUUUAUGCAUGAAACACAUCCUGGAGUGCAGGAUAUGGCCUGUGAAACAUUCUUGAAAAUUGUUACGAAGUGCAAGCGGAAAUUUGUAAUUUUACAGGUUGGGGAAAGUGAACCAUUUGUGUCCGAACUUCUGAUAGGGCUGCCAACAACUGUCGCUGAUCUUGAGCCUCACCAGAUCCAUUCGUUUUACGAAUCUGUAGGGCAUAUGAUUCAAGCAGAACCUGAUCCGCAGAAAAGAGAUGAAUAUUUGCAGAGACUGAUGGAUCUUCCUAACCAGAAAUGGGCUGAAAUCAUAGGGCAGGCUCGCCAGAGUGUUGAUUUUCUGAAAGAUCAAGAAGUGAUAAGGACUGUUCUAAAUAUAUUACAGACAAAUACAAGUGUUGCUAGCUCUCUGGGGACUUAUUUCUUAACCCAAAUUUCUUUAAUCUUUUUGGACAUGCUUAAUGUGUAUAGAAUGUACAGCGAGCUUAUAUCAAGUAGCAUUGCUGAUGGAGGGCCGUAUGCAUCGAAAACAUCCUAUGUUAAACUCUUACGAUCUGUCAAGAGAGAGACACUUAAGCUCAUUGAGACAUUUUUGGACAAAGCUGAAGACCAGCCUCAGAUUGGGAAGCAAUUUGUGCCCCCAAUGAUGGAUCCAGUCCUUGGUGACUAUGCUAGGAAUUUGCCUGAUGCUAGAGAAUCAGAAGUUCUUUCACUUUUUGCUAUAAUUAUAAACAAGUACAAAGCUGCAAUGAUCGAUGAUGUACCUCGGAUAUUUGAAGCUGUUUUCCAGUGUACGCUUGAGAUGAUUACCAAAAAUUUUGAAGACUACCCAGAACAUCGCCUCAAGUUCUUUUCAUUACUCCGGGCCAUUGCAACCCAUUGUUUUCCUGCUUUGAUCCGGUUGUCCAGCCAGCAAUUAAAGCUCGUAAUGGAUUCAAUCAUAUGGGCAUUCCGGCAUACAGAAAGGAAUAUUGCUGAAACUGGGCUAAACCUUCUGUUAGAGAUGCUGAAGAACUUUCAGGCUUCUGAAUUCUGUAAUCAGUUCUACCGGACAUACUUUGUGACAAUUGAGCAGGAAAUAUUUGCUGUGUUGACAGAUACAUUUCACAAACCUGGCUUCAAGUUGCAUGUCUUAGUGUUGCAGCACUUGUUUUGCCUAGUUGAGAGUGGUGCUUUGACGGAGCCCUUAUGGGAUGCUGCAACAGUGCCUUUACCAUACCCUAAUAAUGCAAUGUUUGUUCGCGAAUACACCAUUAAACUGUUGGGUACAUCAUUUCCCAACAUGACAGCAUCAGAGGUCACUCAAUUUGUCAACGGAUUAUUUGAGUCAAGAAAUGAUCUCUCUGUAUUUAAAAAUCAUAUCCGGGACUUUCUUGUGCAAUCAAAAGAAUUUUCGGCUCAGGAUAAUAAAGAUCUUUAUGCUGAAGAAGCUGCUGCUCAGAGAGAAAGGGAGAGACAAAGAAUGCUUUCUAUUCCGGGGCUUAUUGCCCCUAAUGAGAUCCAGGAUGAGAUGUUGGACUCUUAGAAGGGGGGGUUUUGAUGCGAAAGCUAAUUUGAUGAAUUUUAAACCAGGAGUUGCCGGUGCCAUGUUGAUUCAGUUACGUAGAAGUCAAUGGGUUUAAAACAGAUUACAGCAUUCUUUUCAUCUACAGUCAAAUUUUUCGUUGGUUUUGAUCCUGGUAGAUGACAAGGGUGCCACAGAAUUGAAGGUCUGGCUGCUGGCAGAACUGUCUGUAUAUCCAUUGGCUGGGUGUAGAUUAUUUAGGUGCUAAUGUAGGAAUAUAUUGGAGUCAUUGUACGGUUGCCUGGGAUCCUGGUCGACCCUUGUAUUCAUCAUGAUGAUGGUUGGGAUCAAAACUGUUUAAAUGACUCGUUUUGGAGUUGUUGAUUGAUUCAUCUUAGGUGUUAACGCAUAAUCUAAUGUUGGCGGGUUGUGCAGAUAGUUUCAAAUUUCUUUUACAGUGCCGUGUUCUAUGUUCGUUUAGGGGCUUAGUUUUAAUAUCUUCCCCUCUUCGUGAAAUGUACCUUGAACGUGUUUUGAUAUAUAUGAGGUUUCCUUUUUCCUCU
This is a messenger RNA of Ricinus communis (castor bean), 4529 nucleotides long. Its product is annotated as protein EXPORTIN 1A. The record is from RefSeq and is a predicted model, not a curated record. Gene Ontology annotation, cellular component: cytoplasm; nucleus. The transcript is spliced from 32 exons. Gene Ontology annotation, molecular function: small GTPase binding; nuclear export signal receptor activity. Lineage: Eukaryota; Viridiplantae; Streptophyta; Magnoliopsida; Malpighiales; Euphorbiaceae. Gene Ontology annotation, biological process: ribosomal large subunit export from nucleus; ribosomal small subunit export from nucleus; protein export from nucleus. The coding region runs from base 742 to 3987 and encodes 1081 amino acids.